This is a messenger RNA of Aethina tumida (small hive beetle), 3602 nucleotides long. Its product is annotated as atlastin. The record is from RefSeq and is a predicted model, not a curated record. The coding region runs from base 319 to 2004 and encodes 561 amino acids. Gene Ontology annotation, molecular function: GTP binding; GTPase activity. NCBI's taxonomy places the organism in Eukaryota, Metazoa, Arthropoda, Insecta, Coleoptera, Nitidulidae. The transcript has 10 exons. Gene Ontology annotation, biological process: protein homooligomerization; endoplasmic reticulum organization.
AGUUCUCGGCCGCCAUAUUGGAAUCGCGCCGUUUUUUCGUGUUUGUGUUGUUAAAAAAUUGAACUCCGUAUUGAAAAAAUUUUAUAGUGGUUUGUUUUCUUGACCCGUGCGUUGUUUACCUGUUGUCUGUGCAGUUAGAUUUAUGAAAAAGUCGAAUGGGCGCCACGCGCGGCGAUUUCGUGCAACACGGUUGAUGUGUCAGCCAUAAUUUUUAUGUCAUCCGUUUAAUAUUCUGUUACGCGGAGUAAUUUCGUGCACACCUCUACCGUGAAAUUCGUCCGUGACAGAAUCGGAUGCAACCUUCAAAAUACGUCCAACAUGUCUGACAUAAGACAACGUAAACACUUCUCCAAGGAAGAAACAUCUGUUGAAGAUAUAACAUCAAGUGAUGAUGAUACAAUGAAGCCUCACGCAGUACAAAUUGUCGUCGCCAAUUCAGAUCACACAUUUUCACUGGAUGAAGAAGCAUUAACUAAAGUUUUAUUAAGAGAUGAAAUCAAAGACAGAUAUGUUGUUGUAGUGUCAGUUGCUGGAGCUUUCCGUCAUGGCAAAUCAUUCUUAUUGGAUUUCUUUUUGCGCUACAUGAAUUCAAAGUAUGUGCUCAAGCAAAACACCUCACAAUGGUUGGGAGCAGAAGACACACCACUGGAGGGUUUCUCAUGGAGGGGUGGGUCGGAAAGGGACACCACAGGCAUCUUGAUGUGGUCAGAAGUUUUUCUUACUGAACUGAAGAGUGGGGAAAAAGUUGCAAUCCUUCUUCUGGACACACAGGGAACAUGGGAUAGUGAAAGUACUGUUAAAGAAUGUGCCACAAUUUUUGCCUUGAGCACCAUGAUUAGUUCUGUACAAAUAUACAAUCUAUCUAGCAAUAUUCAGGAGGAUGAUUUACAACAUUUGCAGUUGUUCACGGAGUAUGGACGUUUGGCACUCGAGGACUCCGGCCUCACACCCUUCCAAAGGCUACAAUUCUUGGUCAGAGAUUGGCGUUUCCCCUAUGAGGCUCCUUAUGGAGCCGAGGGUGGCCAACAGAUAUUGCAGAAGCGGCUCAAGGUGAACGAGAACACGCACCAGGAACUGAUCUCGCUGCGUAAACACAUCAGAUCCUGUUUCUCAGAAAUCGCCUGUUUCCUGAUGCCGCAUCCGGGCAUCAAGGUGGCCACCAGUCCUUCCUUUGACGGACGUCUCGGAGAAAUCGACGGCGAAUUUAUCGACAACUUGAAAGUUCUGGUGCCCAUGAUUCUGGCACCGGAAAAUCUCGUAUUGAAACGAAUCAACGGCGAUAAGGUCAAAGCUAAGGAUUUCGUUCAGUAUUGCAAGUCCUACAUGGAGAUCUACAAGGGCAACGAAUUACCUGAGCCGAAGUCUAUGCUUGUUGCCACUGCGGAAGCUAACAAUUUAUCAGCCGUCGCCGAUUCCAAGGAUAUGUACACGCAGCUGAUGGAAGACGUGUGUGGCGGCACCAAACCUUACUUGAGCGAAGACCUAUUGGAGCAAGAGCACAAGAAAUUCAAAGACAAGGCCCUAAACCAGUUCGAGAACAAGAAGAAAAUGGGCGGUGAACAGUUCAGUGCCAAAUACAAGGAACAACUGGAAAAAGAUAUCGACGACACAUUCCAGCAAUUCAAGGCACACAAUGAGGGAAAGAACAUUUUCAAAGCAGCUCGCACCCCUGGUGUGUUCUUUGGACUUUGUGUGUUGUGUUAUGUGCUCUCUGGAAUUAUGGGACUAUUGGGAAUUUACAGUUUGGCCAAUGUCUUCCAUUUAGGAAUGAUUGUGUGUUUAUUGACACUUGUCCUUUGGGCUUACAUAGGCUAUAGCGGAGAAAUGAGGGAUGUUGGAUGUUACUUAGAUGAAAUUGCCACGUUUAUUUGGGAAAAUUUACUGAAACAAGCCGUGCAAGAAAUUGCUUCAAAAACUCAAGUGCAGCAAAUGGCAGAACAGGUGGCAGAAAGAACUGUGUUAAAUGCCACCAUGCAUGCCGUUAACGGAAAGAAGACCGCAUGAGACCGUCAACAAACCCUUCUAGUCUGCCAUAAUUUUAGAGGUGAAAUACACCAUUUAUCGGCUCGCAAUGUUACAUAUAUCAUAUCAUGGAUAUCGUAUUAGAUUCCAGAACUUUUUACAAAAUUACUUGCUGUAAGACGGUGGAACGGGAUUAUUCGAUGUUUUGUUUUUGUUUAUAUACGUAUUUUAUUUCACUGUUCCACGUUAUAAUAUAAAAUUUUCCGUUCGUUAAACUGAUGCACUUCUUUUACAAUUUGCAUUAAGUAUUUGCAUAAAAAAUUUUGGAAAUCUAUUGUAAAUGUACUGUAUAUUUUGUAAAUUAAGGAUUGUUAUAUUAUAAAUUAUCUUGCCAAUACUUUUGAUAUUUGUACAAAUGUAUAUAUAUGUAACAUUGUUUUUUUAUAUAUUAUGUGAUAUCUUGGCAAUGUUGGUAUUAUAUAUAUAUAUAUCUAAUUUAUUUACCUAUAAUAAAUCAUUUUAUUUAUAUUUAUUCUAUUAUCGUGUUUUUCACUUAUGACAAGCUUUUUUAUAACGGAAUUUUUAAACUACAGCCCUUAAACGUCGCUUUAAGCUUGAAUAAAUUCAAAUUUUAGUAAUAAGAACGAAUAGCACAAAGAACGGUCCGUAGACACCCACAAUUGCAACAAUAUUAGGGUGUAUAAUUAGUUAUAACUUAUCAAAAUCUGUGAAACAACUUUACUUAACGUGUAUUUAUUUUAGGCUCUCAUUACUGUCAGUAACAACCUGUUGUUAUUAAAAUAUUUUUUAUAUUGUUGUGUAGGUUUAAAAUGACUGUAAACUGUUCUUUCCACUAUUAUUAACAAACGAGACCACACCGGACAAAACACGAGAUUCUCUGGAAAUCGUCGUAAUAUAUAUACAUGCUGAUUUAAUUGCGGAAUCUCUCUGUAAAUAUCAAAGAAAAGCUCAGAUUAAUUUAGGUAAUUUGAAUAGGUAGAAGCGUUUAAGUUUUUUGUUUCUCUAAAAUAAUAUAGUGGCAGCAUUUAUAAGCAACAAGCAAAUUCAAUUAUUUUAGUUGUGAAGUAAUUAGUACUGGCUUGACCCGACAAAUGCCUCUUGUACGUUCUAUGACCGAAAUUGCUUGUAGUUUGUGAGUGUAAGUUGUAAUAUAUUUAUAAAUACAAGUACUGACAUUGCAAUAUUAAUUAAAAAAAAAAACACCUAAGUGCCUCGAUAAUUCUUAGUUAGUUGAAUGUUAAUUACGUUGUUGUGGUCCUUUUUUAAAUCUAUUAUUUACAAAUUUUAAGUACAUUCUUUCUUUUUUCAAUUUUUUUAAUGUAUAGACUUAACUAACAAAUUGCGUGCAUUUUCUGCACCUGGAUUUUUAUAACUUUAGGUUAGAGAGUACAUAACUAGGUGUUGAUUAUGUCUAGUGUUACUUACUUAUGGAUAGUAAUAUUUUAUAAACAUUAAAAGGAUAAAGAGUAUCAUGUAAUAUACUUUUAAACAUUUAUCGUAUCUAGCCGUUUAAUAAUUAAAGAAAAGAAUGGAUUGGCAACAAUUGGUGGAUGUGCUCAGUUAUGUCGAAUUUAUGUAUUUUGGUUUUUGGAUAAUAAAUAAUUUUAUUUUUAAGUUAA